AUGGCGGACCAGGGAGGUCAAGCAUCUACAGAGAAGUCAUUCAAAUUAUUGUGGAUCCUUGAUGUGAAAAAGACACCAUGUGCACGCGAUUCGUUAUUGUAUGGUUCAGUUGGAUCGUUGGUGGUUGGAGUUGGAAAUUUUCUUGCAACAAGCAGAGUGAGGCGCUCCUGUGAUAUAGCUGUUGGAGGAUUUAUUCUUACCACUCUUGGUUCCUGGGUGUACUGUAGAUACAACCAUGCAAAAUUAAGGAUACAGCAAAGAAUGGUACAAGAAGGCAUUAAAAAUCAGGUCAUGUUUGAAGGUAGCACUAUGGAUCCAAACCUCAGGAACAGACAAAGUGAUUCCAACCAGUAA
This is a messenger RNA of Staurois parvus, 354 nucleotides long. NCBI's taxonomy places the organism in Eukaryota, Metazoa, Chordata, Amphibia, Anura, Ranidae. The record is from the annotation of a GenBank genome assembly.